AUGCGCCACAAGGGCCUUGAGUGCGCUGGGAAACGCGCCAGGCGCUCGGCGGGAAGCAGCAACAGCGUCCUGGGCACUGGGGGGUCUACAGAUAGAAACAGGCAAGGCUUGGAAAGAGGCGUGCUGCUAAGACUCCAGCGUGCACAGGACGCCUGUGAUGCCGGUUCUUGCCACCCGGCCAUUGGAGACCUCCUCCUGGGUCGCAGCAAGCAGCUAAUGGCCUCGUCAACUUGUGGGAUGAACGGCCCUCAGAAGUACUGCAUCGUAGGUUACCUUGAGGCCGACCAGAAGUGCUUUCUUUGUGAUUCCAGACACCCAUACAAUUCCUAUACACAGCACAACAGCCACAUGAUUGAAAAUGUUAUCACAACUUUUGAGCCUGAUAGGAAAAAAAAAUGGUGGCAGUCAGAAAAUGGCAUUGACCAUGUCAGCAUUAGAUUGGACCUAGAAACUGUAUUCCAGUUCAGCCAUCUUAUCCUGACUUUCAAGACAUUUCGGCCUGCAGCGAUGCUGGUUGAGCGCUCCACAGAUUUUGGUCAGACCUGGAAAGCAUUUAGGUAUUUUGCCCAGGAUUGUGCAGCUUCUUUUCCCAACAUCUCUUCUGGUCCAGCAAAAAGUGUGGGAGACAUCAUUUGUGACUCCAGAUAUUCUGACAUUGAGCCCUCCACUGAAGGAGAGGUUGUCUUAAAAGCUUUGGAUCCCAGCUUUGAAAUAGAAAAUCCGUAUGUGCCAUAUAUCCAAGAGUUCACUACUUUGACAAACCUAAGGAUAAAUUUCACUAAACUCCACACCCUUGGGGAUGCUCUGCUUGGAAGAAGACACAAUGAUCCCCUCGAGAAGUAUUACUACGCUGUCUAUGAAAUGGUUGUGCGUGGCCGUUGCUUUUGCAAUGGUCACGCCAGCCACUGUGAUCCUGUGCAGAGCCUGCGGGGAGAUGUUUUCCAUCAGCCUGGAAUGGUGCAUGGGAGAUGCAUCUGCCACCAUAACACCGCUGGUGUGGCCUGUGGAAGAUGUAAGGAUUUCUACAAUGAUGCUCCCUGGAGACCUGCUGAAGGGACGCACGACAACGCUUGCAAACAGUGUAACUGCAAUGGCCAUUCUGACAGAUGCCACUUCGACAUGGCAGUGUACAAGGCCAGUGGUGGUGACAGCGGUGGUGUUUGUGAAGACUGUCAAGACAACACCAUGGGGCAACACUGUGACCAGUGCAAACCUUUUUUUUACCAGGAUCCACUCAAAGUCAUCUCAGACCCUCACGUGUGCCUUCCCUGUGACUGUGACCCAGCAGGCACCUUGCACCCUGGCUUGUGUGAGCGCCACACAGACCCUCUUAUGGGAACCGUUGCUGGCCGAUGUCCUUGCAAGGAAAACGUGGAGGGAACCCGCUGUGACAAGUGCAGGCCAAACUACCAUGGCCUGAAUGGAAAUGACCCUCUAGGCUGCCAGCCCUGCAACUGUGAUCCCUCAGGAACGCUGCCCUUCUCCAGCUGCGACACGGUGACCGGCGAGUGCCUCUGCCAGCAGCAUGCCACCGGGCGACGCUGUCAGCAAUGCGUUCCAGGAUACUGGGGCCUUGGCAAGAGCUUGUAUGGCUGCUCUCCAUGUGACUGUGACAUUGGGGGAUCCCAGAAUAAUUUGUGCUCACCAGAGGAUGGUCAGUGCAGGUGUCUUCCCAACAUCAUGAGCCGCCAGUGCAACGAACCAGCCCCAGGCUACUUCUUUUUACCCCUGGAUUAUUACAUUUAUGAAGCUGAGCAAGCCAAGCCCUUUUCUGGCUCUGCACCUUUGGGCCCGGCUCAGCUGGGGCAGAACCCCGCUGUGGACGUGGUUUUCCGGCAGCCCAGUCCAGGCAGGCCCGUCACGUGGACAGGGCCCGGCUUCGCCCGGGUUUCCAGGGGAGCAGGGCUGAGAUUUACCAUCAACAACAUUCCCUUCGCUAUGGACUUCGAUAUCAUCAUCCGCUAUGAGCCUGAGUCCUUGGAAGACUGGCUAGCAAGAGUUACCAUUCAACCCAAUGGUAUUUUGUCAAGUCACCGCUGCAAAAACAAGGCCAUUUCACAGGAGUCACAUGCAUUGGCUCUCCCUGCAAUGAAAAGAAUUGCUCUUCUACAAAAGCCAGUCUGUUUGGAGCCAGGAACAGAAUAUUUUGUGGAUGUUUAUUUUCCUCAGCCAUCUGCCUCUGACCCAAAUGUUAUAUCAUUCAUCUUGAUCGACUCACUUGGAAUUAUUCCCAGAAUCAGCUCCGUGGAGAACUUCUGCAGUAAAAGAGAUUUAGAGGAGUACCAGAAGUACCAGUGUGUUGAAACGGCCUCAGAAGUUGGCGCUCACCUCCUGCCGGAAGCGUGCGCAAGGCUCAUAGCGAGCCUGUCCGCGCGUAUCCAUAACGGAGCAGUUGCAUGCAAGUGCAGUCCCCAAGGGUCGCUGAGUGCCAGCUGCUCUAAACUUGGAGGCCAGUGCCAGUGCAAAGCGAAUGUCGUGGGCCGCGGCUGCAACGCGGGCGCGCCGGGGAGCUACGGCUUCGGCUUCCACGGCUGCUACCCGUGCGAAUGCCACCCCCGGGGCUCGGUGAGCACGCUGUGUGACCAGGUGACAGGGCAGUGCUCUUGCCGGCGAGAGGUCGUGGGCCAGCGCUGCAGCCGCUGUCUGCCCGGCUAUUUUGGAUUUCCCAACUGCCGCCCGUGCUCGUGCAACGGCCACGCAGAGCUCUGCGACCCGGUGACAGGAGCGUGUCUCAACUGUGGAGGGUUUACAGCUGGAAGCCACUGUGAAAGGUGCCUGGAUGGCUACUAUGGAAAUCCUGACAAAAGAGAACCCUGCCGCCCUUGCCUGUGCCCAGAGGCACCUACGAGCAGGAGAUAUUUUGCACAUUCCUGUUAUCAAGACUCCCAGACUGCACGAUUAAUCUGCAAUUGUCUCGAGGGAUACUCAGGCAAUCAUUGCGAUGAGUGUCCUAGUGGGUUUUACAAAAAUCCACGAAACCCUGGGGCUGACUGUUUGCCAUGUUCCUGCAAUAACAACAUUGAUGUGACAGAUCCCGAAUCCUGUAACAGGGUCACCGGAGAAUGCACCAAGUGUUUACACAACACACAUGGAGCAAACUGCCAGUUCUGCAAACCAGGGUAUUUUGGCUCUGCUGUUGAUCAGAACUGCCAAAGAUGCACGUGCAAUCUUGCGGGUGUGAGCGCUGCCGUGUGCCCAGCUGGCAGCGAAGCCUGCGUGUGCGACCCGGCCACGGGGGCCUGCCCGUGCCUGCCCAACGUGGUGGGCAUUGCCUGUGACCGGUGCGCUCCUGGCUACUGGCACGUGGCUAGUGGGAAAGGAUGUCAGCUCUGUGACUGCAGUCCAAAAAAUUCCCAAAGUCACCAGUGUAACCAGUUUACAGGCCAGUGUCCAUGCAAGCCAGGCUACAGGGGGAGGCGUUGUGAUGAAUGUGAGGAAAAUUACUUUGGCAAUCCACAGACACACUGCAUUCCGUGCGAGUGUAACCAGGAGGGAACGGGCCAGCCCAAGUGUGACCGGGCCACCGGGGCCUGUAACUGCCGCGCUGGUGUCACCGGCAGGUUUUGUGACCACUGUGGCCGCGGUUUCGAGAAGGACUUUCCCUCUUGUCGUCAGUGUCAUCUGUGUUUUGAUCAGUGGGAUGCUGAAAUUACUACCCUGUCACAGACUGUUCAAGGGUUAAUGAGGUUCGCUGCAAAACUGGAAGAUAAAGGAGGACGAAUGCCCAGCUGUGAUAUACGCUUCAAAGGCUUUGAAAACACCAUUUCUGAAAUUGAAAGAAUUUUGAAACAUCCUGUUCUUUCAUUGAAGACAUUUGCAGGCGUCAAGGAUUUUCAUGCCUUUGUGCAACAAAAAGCUGCACAAAUGGAUCCACUUCACAAUAUACUUUAUAAAUUUCCUGACUUUAAUGAGAGAAUAGAAGAGAUUGGGGAAGAAGCUGGCCAGCUGUAUGAGCUUCUACAGCAGAAAAAGCUUCUACAUCACAGUUUUCAUUACUUGAAUCUCAAAGAGGCUGUCAGCAACAUUAGGAAAUACUUUGAAAUAUCGUUGUUGGCUGAAAAUAAAACUAGUGGGACCGCCUUGAAAGAGGGCAAUGUGCUGGAACAACUCAGGAUUCUCAAGACUCCCAACAUCCAGAUUUUGAAUGAAAAGGUCUGUGGGGCACCAGGAAAUCGGCCCUGUGUUUCAGCUGCGUGUGGAGGAGCUCCGUGCCGAGGUGGGCCCGGGCCCAAGCAGUGCAGCGGCCCAGGCUGCAGGGGAGCUCUUCCUCAUGCUGCAGAGGCCUUCUGGAGAGCUGAGGAGACUGCCAUGGCCUUAAAAAAUUUGACUAUCCAGCCACAGGAUCCUGAGAAUCAGGUUGAAAGCCUCAGAAAAAUGGCAGAAGACACCAAGCUGAAAGGCUCACGAUUAAAUGGGGAACUAGGGAGAGCUAAGAAUCAAAUUGAAGUGGACCGAGAGAUCACUAAGGAGUUCAUCAAAAAAAUAAAAGCCUUCUUAUUAGAUGAGAGUGCACCUCCAGAGGACAUCGAGAAGGUGGCAAACUAUGUUCUGCAAAUAAAGCUUCCCCUGGCCCCACAAGAGCUUACAAACAUGCUCAACAAAAUCAGAAACGUUAUGAGCUACUGUGAGAAGUACAGACUGAAUGUGAAUAAGAGAAACAGAAAAAUGGAAGAAGCUCAGAAACUACUGGUGAAGGCAAAACAAGCUGACAAAUCAGCAAAAGCUCUUCCACCUGUGAAUGAAAUUAAUAACACACUAAAAAAUGUUGUGAACUCCCAAGGACACUCCAGAGGAACUUUCGAAAAGCUAAAUGAAGAGAUACAAGAAAUGAGAGCACAAAUCUCACAGGCUGAGACUCAAGUGAACAAGACAAGCGAUGAACUAAAUGACUUCUCAGCAAAACAAUCUCAGAUGGAAGAUGAAAUUACCGUGUUGCAGAUGAAAAUGAUGAAGAGCAGGAAUCAAGCUACAAAUGCAAAAGCAGGGGCAGAAGCAGCAAACAAGCAAGCUCAGAAUAUCAAGAAUGAAUUUGCUGACAUUAAAAGAAAGUACGGCAUUCUCCAAGAGAAGCUAAAAGCCAAAGGACCUCCGAAAGUAACAUUAGAGAAAGUGAAACAGCUGAAAGAAGCAGCAGAAAAACUGGCUGAAGAGACUGAAAAAAAAAUCAAAAGAAUCACAGAUUUGGAGAAGAAACUCCAGGAUCUGAAUCAAACCAAGCAAGACAAGGCAGAGCAACUCAGACAACUAGAGAAACAAGUGAUAGCCAUUAAAAAUGAAAUCACUGAGCAGGAAAGCAAAUUUGCAACCUGCAAAAGUUAG
Molecule: messenger RNA, 5319 nt
Organism: Tinamus guttatus (white-throated tinamou)
Lineage: Eukaryota; Metazoa; Chordata; Aves; Tinamiformes; Tinamidae
Source: RefSeq, a predicted model, not a curated record